GUCACGAACAGACCGAUAUUUAGCGGUUUGGCGUCAUCCUACCAUUUCUUAUUUCUAUACGUUCCAUUCUAUUAUGGUGGCAUGUUAUGAACAAUUGAUGCAUUUUAUUUGUUAUUUUCUUCUAAUCAUUCAUUUACAAUCAUAUUAUCGAUAAACGUGAUUUGAGUUAUGAAAGUAAUGGUGCUACCUCAAAUUAUUCAUUAAAUUAUUCCAAUCUCAAGCUUGUAAUCUAUAAUGUUGCCAUCAGAGUAUAUGGAGUUAAAGCAUAUUGAUAAGCUAUUACAAUGUGGAAUAUGUUAUGAGUAUAUGGAUACUAGUGUGAUAACUUCAUGUUCCCACAAUUAUUGCUCUCUGUGCAUUAGAAAAUACUUACAUUAUAAAACACAAUGUCCAAUUUGUUUUGAAGAAACCUUUGAAAAAGAUUUACGAACAAACAAGCUUUUGGAUGAAAUCAUUAUUCAUUAUUUGAAUUUUAAAGAGAAACUUGAAAAGAAAUUUUAUCAGAAAGACGUAUUGACUGUGGAAAAUAAAAACUGUGAAAUUUUAUAUUCUUCAAGUAAUUUUGAGUGUAAGAAAGAACAAAAUGUCCCUGAUACAAAUAAAAUAUUGGAUAAAAGUUUUGAUAGUCCAACAUCCAUGGCUAGUAAUACUACACCUCGUGGACAAAAGGAAUAUCAGAAUAAUGUAUCUACUCCUAGCACCAGUACAGAAUUCAGGAUACCUUCAAUAUUUACACCAAAGAGAAAAGGCAUUCAAAAUGAAGAAACUUAUCAGCCAGUUACAUGUCCAGUGUGCAAAGUAGAUGUGCCUCAAAAUAAUAUAAACAAACAUUUAGAUGAUUGUUUAAAAAGGGAGAAUAUAAAGAAUCAACCUAAAAAAAGUGAGCCAAAACGUAAACCACUUCCAAAAUUAGUAUUAAGUUUAAUGAAAGAUAAUGUGAUAAAAAAAAGAUUAAAAGAAUUAGGCUUAUCAUCUCAAGGAGAUAGAAAAGCAUUAGAAAGCAGAUUACAAAGAUACAUAAUUCUUUACAAUGCAGAAUGCGAUAAAAUAAAUCCUAGACCUGUAUCAGAAUUAAUUAAACAGUGUGAAGAAGAAGAAAAUUUGGAGAAGAAAGUACAAAAACCAUCAAAUAGAUUGAAUGUCAAUAGAAAUACAGAACAUAAUGUUAUAGAACAACAGAGGAAAAAAUUUGUAAUGACUGUAAAUAAGAAUAGUUUUGAUCAACUAAUUAUGAAUAUGAAAUCUCCUAAUAAAUUACGAAAAUUAUCCGUAAGACGUAAUAUACUAAGCAAAGAAAAUACUGAUGUUCCAUAUGAAGAUUGUAUUACAGAAAGCAUUUCAACUAUUAGAGAUAACGAGAAAAGCAGUGUUCUAGCGUUGAAUUCUUAUAUUGAAGAUUCGCAUUCAAAUGCAUCUUGUUCUAACAUAAAUCCUAUAGAUUUUUUAACAAUGGAAUUAUCUACCUCAUCUAAUGAUUCCAAUGAUCAAUAUGCUUCCAAUUAUGUCUCAAAUUAUUCAUGUAAAACCAAAUCGGUUUUAUCUGAUUCUAUUGUAACAAUAGAAAAUGCAAAGAGUGAAGAACUAUUAUUUCCCGAAAAGACCAUAAUACAUGAAGAAAUAACUUUUAAUAAUCAGUCAAAAGAAUGUAACGCUUCAGAAAAUGGAAUGGAUGUAGAUAGCAAAGAGUCUGUUCCUCAGUUUAGAACUGAAUCAGAGAAUGAAAGAACAACUAAAUUGAAAAGAAGUCAAUAUAGUAGAAUGAACUCACAUGAGAAACGUGACGCAUAUGCCAAGUCUAAAGAUUUAUGGAAGAUGUGGAAGAAGAAACGCAAUGAAGAAAUAAAUUCAGUAGAAGAUAUUGAGUAUGUUAUAGGAGACAGUGACGAUAGUGACAUUCAGGAUUAUGAAAGAUCAAAGCACGAACAAUUGCAUAACGUGAAAGAGAGUGCAUCAAAUCAGAAAGAAAACUUGAAAUCGUCGAAUGAAAAUAUAAAAUCUUGCACUCUUCAGAAGCAGGAUCAUGAAAUGGCAUUCACGUUAAGUGACAAAGAAAAAAUUGCAGAUAGAUCAAUGAAUACAAGGAAAUCACCUAUGUUUGGCCUCAGCGAAGCUAGAGGAUUUAACAAUGAAAAUUGCGAAGAUAAAAUGCAGGAUGAAGAAAAAUUGCAAAAUGAAAAGGAACCACAACAUGUAACUCGCAGUUAUAUGCGACGACAUUUGAAAAGUAAAAUUAUUAGUGAUAAAAAAAUUAACAACAGAAGUUGAAUCA
Messenger RNA from Nylanderia fulva, 2269 nucleotides. The record is from RefSeq and is a predicted model, not a curated record. NCBI's taxonomy places the organism in Eukaryota, Metazoa, Arthropoda, Insecta, Hymenoptera, Formicidae.